AUGGGAUUAAAGCUUAAUAAAUCGUCAAUUGGAAUACCUCAAAAAUGUAUAAAAUUGGCAUGCGAAUAUAUUAGCGAAACACUGACGACAAUAUUUAACCAAUGUUUGCUUCAAGGUAUUGUCCCUGAUAUUUUAAAAAUAUCUAAAGUAACACCUGUUGAUAAAGGCGGAGAGAUCACUGACCCUGCAAAUUUUCGUCCAAUAUCAACGCCAUCGACUAUAGCACAAAUAUUUGAAAAAUUAAUAUAUAAACAACUUAUCCGAUAUAUUGAAAAGAAAGAUAUUCUUUUUCAAUUUCAAUUUGGUUUUCGGAAAGGUCGUUCUACUGCCCAAGCAAUAACCGAAAUUACCGAAAACCUUAGAAAAGCCAUAGACAAUAAAUUGUAUACUUGUGGAGUGUUUCUUGAUUUUUCCAAAGCUUUUGACACUGUAAAAUUAAUCAUGAGAUACUCAUCACUAAGUUAG
Molecule: messenger RNA, 465 nt
Organism: Paramuricea clavata
Lineage: Eukaryota; Metazoa; Cnidaria; Anthozoa; Malacalcyonacea; Plexauridae
Source: the annotation of a GenBank genome assembly